AUGUCCCGAAAGCUCAAUUUUCUCCGAGAGGACUCUGUGACGUCCGUCAAUUCAGCCUCCCAAUUCCUUGCCAGCAUUCGGGGAAAAACUAUUCAACCCGACCAAAUCAUGGUAUCCUUCGACGUUGUCUCACUUUUCACGUCCAUCCCACCAGACUUGGCGCGCGACGUGCUACGCAAACGCCUCGAAGAAAAGUACAACGAAACGACAGGGCCGCUAAAGAUCCAGCACCUAAUGCAGCUCUUUGCAUUCUGCCAACGAACCUUUUUCGCCUUCGAUGGCAGAACAUACAAACAAAUCAAAGGAACACCCAUGGGUUCCCCAAUAUCCAGCCUAGUUGCGGAAUUGGUCCUACAAGAGCUUGAAAAGGUUGCUUUCGGCCGUUACAAACCUGCGUUUUGGCGCCGAUACGUGGACGAUACAUUCGUCAUUAUUGAAAAGGACAAGCUAUCGGGUUUCCAAGACCUACUUAACAGCAUAUUCCCCGACAUUCAGUUUACAAGAGAAGACGAGGAGGACGAAAAACUGCCCUUCCUGGACGUGCUCGUCACGCGCACACCUGACGGUGAACUCAGCACUACAGUGUACAGAAAGGCGACCAAUACAACCCAGGUCCUCAACUAUCAUAGCAACCACCCAUUGGUGCACAAACGGGGCUGUGUGAGGGCGCUUUUCGACCGGGUAAAAACGCACUGUAGCGAGCCCGAAGGAAGGAUGCAAGAACUAGGGCAUCUCGGGGACCAAUUAACAAAGAACGGCUACCCAAAAAGCUUUAUCAGUCGCUGCAUACGCGCACACCCACGCCGGACAAACGGAAGAGAGACACCAACAACUUGGCACUCCCUACCGUACAUAAAGAAUGUGUCCGAGGCUACAGAACGCAUCGCGUCAGAGCUAGGCGUGGGCAUCGCUCAUCAUCCGGCGGCCACCAUGCGUAGCAGGAUCAUGAAAAUGAAGGAUCGGCUGGACGCAGGUGAACAGUCGGGCGUAGUCUAUCGAAUCCCGUGCCAAAACUGUCCUUGCCACUACACAGGCCAGACAGGACGACGUCUGAGCUCACGAAUACUUGAGCACAAACGGGCCGUUCGGAGAGGCGACCCACUGUCUCAAGUAGCCACUCACACGCUCGAGGAAGGGCAUGAGUUCGACUUCGCCAACACGCGGAUAUUGGCGCGAGCCGGCAACAAGACAGGGCGAGAGCUGUUGGAGGCGUGGGUGUCGGACACCAACUCCAUCAACAGACACAUCGAUUUGCCUGCGUGUUAUCACGCGCUCCGCCCACGCAGCCAGGUGGCGCAGCUCACACCGUCGCGAAGUGCAAAUGGCGUCACCACGCCGGGGGAACAUCGUGGACCAGGCGGCACAAACCCUACCUAG
Molecule: messenger RNA, 1377 nt
Organism: Spirometra erinaceieuropaei
Lineage: Eukaryota; Metazoa; Platyhelminthes; Cestoda; Diphyllobothriidea; Diphyllobothriidae
Source: the annotation of a GenBank genome assembly